Oncorhynchus mykiss (rainbow trout) is the source of this 889-nucleotide messenger RNA. The record is from RefSeq and is a predicted model, not a curated record. NCBI's taxonomy places the organism in Eukaryota, Metazoa, Chordata, Actinopteri, Salmoniformes, Salmonidae.
AUGGCUGUCAGACAGACGGGGGCUGUGGUUUGUGGAGUCUCUGUCUUCCUCACCCAUCCCAGGCUGACGUCUGAUUGGACAGAGACGGGGGCUGUGAGGAACCAGGACAACGAGCUAGAGGACCAGGACAACGAGCUAGAGGACCAGGACAACGAACUAGAAGACCAGGACAACGAGCUAGAGGACCAGGACAACGAGCUAGAGGACCAGGACAACGAGCUAGAGGACCAGGAAAACGAGCUAGAGGACCAGGACAAUGAACUAGAUGACCAGGACAACGAGCUAGAGUACCAGGACAACAAGCUAGAGGACCAGGACAACGAGCUAGAGUACAAGGAAAACGAGCUAGAGGACCAGGACAACGAGCUAGAGGAUCAGGACAACGAGCUAGAGGAUCAGGACAAUGAGCUAGAGGACCAGGACAACGAGCUAGAGGAUCAGGACAACGAGCUAGAGGACCAGGACAACGAGCUAGAAGACCAGGACAACGAGCUAGAGGACCAGGACAAUGAGCUAGAUGACCAGGACAACGAGCUAGAGUACCAGGACAACGAGCUAGAGGACCAGGACAAUGAGCUAGAGUACAAGGAAAACGAGCUAGAGGACCAGGACAACGAGCUAGAGGAUCAGGACAACGAGCUAGAGGAUCAGGACAAUGAGCUAGAGGACCAGGACAACGAGCUAGAGGAUCAGGACAACGAGCUAGAGGACCAGGACAACGAGCUAGAAGACCAGGACAACGAGCUAGAGGACCAGGACAACGAGCUAGAGGACCAGGACAACAUAGUGUUAUUCUCUACUCUCCAUAGAGGUUAGAAUACAGUGCAUUCGGAAAGUAUUCAGACCCAUGAACUUUUUCCACAUUUUGUUACGUUACAGCCUCAUUCUA